AUGGAUAUCUUACAGAUACUUAGGGGUAGAGUUUGCCGCAGGUUUAAGGUGUUACCUAGUGGUAUCGUAGCAGGAGCCGAAUUAAAACAAGUGAGGAGAAACUUUUGCUUCUCUAAGAUGUUUCAGUGUGGAGAGUUGGUUCAUUGUGCCAAUGUUUGCAAUAGUGGAGAGUUUAAUGCUAGUGAUGAGUUGCUCAUUUCAGCUAAGAUAGUGAAUGAGUUUGUAAAGGAUGAUACUUCAAUAUUUAUGAUAUUAGCUUAUAUGAAGGCAGAAAAUGAUAUCAGUGAUAUCCCGCCAGAGCGCGAAGUUGAAUUUACUAUCGACUUAGUACCUGGUACUAAUCCAGUGUCGAUGGCUCCUUAUAGGAUGUCUGCCUCAGAGUUGAGUGAACUGAAGAAGCAUCUUGAAGAUCUGCUUGAAAUGAAGACUUAUGAUUUGAUGGAUCAGCCGAUAGGUGCCUGUGUGUUUAGCAAGAUCGAUCUUCGUCCGAGUUGUCAUCACAUUCGUGUGAAGCUUGAAGAUAUUUUGAAGGCUGCUUUCAGAACAAGGUAUAAACAUUAUGCGUAUUCAGUAAUGUCAUUUGAUGAUAUCCUGAUAUACUCAAAGUCUGAUGAAGAGCAUGUAGAACAUCUGAGAAUUGUAUUACAGACAUUGAAAAAGAACCAAUUGUAUGCAAAGUUGUCCAAGUGUGAGUUCUCGUUAAGAGAAAAGAUGGGUCUAUGUGAGGUGUUGAUGCAGAAUGGUCAGGUUGCGGCUUACGCUUCUAGACAGUUGAAGGUUCAUGAGAGGAAUUAUCCUACGCAUAUUCUUUAG
This is a messenger RNA of Lathyrus oleraceus (garden pea), 813 nucleotides long. RefSeq lists its product as uncharacterized. The coding region runs from base 1 to 813 and encodes 270 amino acids. The record is from RefSeq and is a predicted model, not a curated record. NCBI's taxonomy places the organism in Eukaryota, Viridiplantae, Streptophyta, Magnoliopsida, Fabales, Fabaceae. The transcript has 8 exons.